This is a messenger RNA of Tigriopus californicus, 2552 nucleotides long. RefSeq lists its product as uncharacterized. The transcript has 7 exons. The record is from RefSeq and is a predicted model, not a curated record. Bases 90 to 1478 code for a protein of 462 amino acids. NCBI's taxonomy places the organism in Eukaryota, Metazoa, Arthropoda, Copepoda, Harpacticoida, Harpacticidae.
ACCAGAUCUGAUUAUGAGUGCAACAUACUAAUGAAAUCACGCAACCUCUUCCAUGCAACCUCCACGUUGCAACCUCUUAUUUCUUCAACAUGAACGCCCCUUCAACUGGCCCCGGGAAAUCCGAAGAACUUGGCAAUUUAGUCGCUCGGCCAAUCGCCGACAAACAUCAGACUCCUGGAGCCAUGUCCACCGGCUUGAUCGACGACCUGAACGAUAAUGUGACUAAUCUUGACAACCCCACCGACCUCAAUCUCAUUCCUUCCCGAUCCCCAUUAUUCCAUUGCCCAAAGUGCAGAAAGACCUUCGCCUCUCGUUUUGGUUGCGGUGUACACGUGAGAAAAAAUGCUUGCUCAAUGGACUCCUAUUGCAAAGAAAAGCAUGAUCAUCAAUUGGUGGAGCUGGAUGUUGAGACCAUGGCCGUUGCCCUGGAAUGGUUUCAUUCCCAGGAGCAUGAUCGAUUUUUUUGCAAGGAAUCGUGUCGGCCCUCGCUUAGGAUAUUUCGAUGUUCUCAAAGAACGAAAAAAACGUCCCGUGUCGUCAAACACACCAAGAAGAUUUAUGAUUGUUCGGCCAAGAUCAUUUUUCGUCAAGCCACAUUGUGCCAAUGUGAGGAUACGACUACCGAAAUCUGCCGAAAUGAAAAACCCAGGGUCCUUAUUUAUGGGUGCUUAUCACAUUGCCAUCCCAUAGAGCGGAAAAAUAUUCGUUUAUCAAAGGUUACGAAGGACCACGCGCUCAACUUGCUGCAAUCUGGGCUGCGGCAUGGUGUUAUCAUCGAAAAAUAUUUUGCGCCCAUUAAUGAUGAACCCGAUCACAAACUCGUAGUUCCGGCCGAUCUUUAUCGCAUUGAAAAAACAGCUAAUCUACAUGGUUAUGACCAUAAAUUGUCAGAAGUUGCUAAUGUCAGUGCCAUGCUUUUAACCCCGUCUUUCCUGGCCUUCAAUUUCGGGGAGAAAUUUUCAAAAACUGGUUUUCCUCAUGGGUUACAAGAUAAAUUGGUCGAGACAUCAGGUUCUUUCUUAUUGUGCUACGCUUCUGAACCAAUGCUCCAAAGGUUUCAACGGCAUCCCACCGUUGUUGCCAUUGACGGCACUCAUGGUACCAACGCUUCCAAAUUCAUUAUGAUUUCAAUUAACGUUUUCGGUCCUCGCGGUGAAGGAAUCCCCGUUUUUCAAUGCUUAGUGCAAAGCGAAAACCAAGCUGUGUUUUCAGUCGCUUUACAAGUCUUGAAGUCGAAAGUUCCACAUGCUUGUGCACAAGUAAAGAUUUUACUAAGUGACACGAGCCAUUCAUUCAUUAACGCUUGGCGAGACGCCAUCAAUUCCAAUGUGCUUUGGAGUGUUUGUCACUGGCAUCUUGAAAAGAGCUGGACUAGAAAAUUUACUCACAAUGACAUGCUAAACGACAUUAAAGGUCUGCGUCAAAUUGGAGGACAAGAUCAAUUUACGACUGAAUUGUUACGAAUUCAAACGAAAUAGGAAGCUUUUGACGAAAGUGCUUCUAAGGCUUGGACUUACUUUGUCAAUAAUUACGGCCCGGAAGGCCGGCAAGCUCCUCUAGGCGCGUGGGCUCGACCUUCAACGCUCGGAGCCCCCAGUCACAACUUAAAUAUCGAACGUUAUCAUCGCACAAUAAAAGGGGUCUUUAAGCCAAAUAUGAAUAUCGGGCGAUUUUGUUUGGGAUUGGAAAAGGUGGAUCAGAUCUUUAUUCGAAAAGAACUUAUGGUGAAAGAAGGUAUGCGGAACAUUGGAUACUCGAAAUUCCAAACCGACUAUUCCAUCUGUCACCAAGUGGAAGAGGAGAUGCUGAAAUAUAAAGUGGAACAAAAGUUUCAAGGAUUUGAAGUCGUUCGAAAAGGCCCUGAUGGCGCGAAAAUCGCAAGAUAUCGCAUGAUGCGGAAUCGAUUUGAAUGCAACAAGCAGUUAUGUCUGGUUCGAUGCUCGAAUUGCCCUCCAGAGAGUCUCUGCGCCCACGAUUAUACUUGCGAGUGCCCGAAAUAUGCCUAUCAGUAAGAGAAGAUCGAUUAGUUUCGAUUUUGUCCGGAAGAUAAUUUCAUUGUCUCCUUUGCCUCAGCAACUUCUGUAAGCAUAGUCAUGUCUUGGCUAUGUUGUCCAAUGCCUUCACACCAAGAUCAACGUGCCAUUCUGAGGACCAAAGCCAAUAGGACCAAAGUAACCGUGGCGUAGAGAGCACGGACGGUUUUUCGAACCUUGUGGAUCGUCAUCAUGUCAAACCCGUGGAUCAAGAGUUUGUCGCGAUACAAAAAAGGUUUAAACAAAUUGAAGAAGCUUACUCAUCGACUGAUAUAAGAGAUGACGAGAAACUGACAAUCGUCGAUUCUUUGCUCCAUGGCCCCAUCAACGAUGUCCAGAUUCCCUCCCGAUUUUCCAACAAUCCAACAAACUUUCCCAAGCUCGAUAGAAAGCGGACUCAUUCACCCCAGAAUCGGUCACUUUUUCCUUCGAAGAAAAGAACGUAAUCAUAAUUGAGCACUUUCGUCAAAAAUGUCCAGUUUUGUAAACGUAAUAUUUGUAAUGUAAAUUGUUAUGAUU